CGAAUUCCCCCUACCCCCCCCCUCUUCCCCAAGUCUUCCCCCUGUCGGUGUCAGAGUCAUUUUAAGGAUCUUAUGUUAUCACAUUCAAGUAACACAGCUUGUUUUGAGCGUUGUGAGUGCAUAUACUCUGAAGGUCAUUGAUAAUGCUUGCUAGUUUCAGGCGCAUACCCUUUUCUGUUGUUCAAUUGCAGUGUUUGACCUAUUGACACUUGUUGUCUAUUCUACACUUUGGACCCGUACCUGAAUGUAAAAAAGUUGCCUAUUACAUGUACUGAUAUCAGCAGAUUGUCCAUUCUAUAUUUUUACAUUUGAACAGCGUAGGGAGGUAAUUUUAUUCCUUAGUAGUGUCACACUCAGUGUUUCUCCAAAUUUUAAGAUUACCAUUAAACUAUGGCGGCCAGACAGAUGAGACUUGGUCUCAUACAGAUGGCAGUCCAUGAAGACAAGCUUGAAAAUGUUAAAAAAGCUGUAUCAUUAAUUAAAAAGGCAGCUGAAAAGGGCUCAUCAUUGAUAGUUCUGCCAGAAUGCUUUAACUCACCAUACGGGUUGAAAUACUUUCCCAAGUAUGCUGAAAGCAUUCAUCAAGGAGAUACUGCAAAAGCUCUUUCAACUGCUGCAAAGGAAAACAAAAUUUAUCUCGUUGGUGGAUCUAUACCAGAAAAUGAUAAUGGGGAGUUAUAUAAUACUUGCACUGUUUGGGAUCCCUCUGGAAACCUGUUAUGCACCCACAGAAAGGUGCACUUGUUUGACAUUGAUAUUCCAGGAGGCAUUAAAUUUAAGGAAUCAGAAGUGUUGAAGCCUGGGAAAAAGCUGACCACUUUCAACAUUGGCCCAUGGAAAAUUGGCCUUGGAAUUUGCUAUGAUAUUAGAUUUGCUGAGAUGGCCAAACUCUACUGCAAAGAUGGGUGUAAUCUCCUCAUCUACCCGGGGGCAUUUAAUAUGACAACUGGGCCUCUUCACUGGGAGUUGUUGCAAAAGUCACGUGCUGUUGACAAUGAAUUGUACGUAGCAGCAGUGUCCCCAGCUCAGGAUGCAUCAGCAGAAUAUGUAGCCUAUGGCCACACUAUGGCAAUUGAUCCAUGGGGAAAAAUACUAUCUUCAGCAAGCUUCGGGGAAGAAAUAGUUUAUGCUGAUAUUGAUUUGUCUGUCGUGGAGAAGAUGAGGCAGCAAAUCCCCUUGAUAUCUCAACGAAGAACUGACUUGUAUGACACAGUUUUGAAGGAUUAGAUCUUGUACUGUAUGUACCUUUCCAAAAAAUGUUUCAGUGCUAAAUUUGAAAGUAAAUAUAUUUUACAUAAUUA
Messenger RNA from Frankliniella occidentalis (western flower thrips), 1301 nucleotides. Its product is annotated as omega-amidase NIT2. The transcript has 3 exons. NCBI's taxonomy places the organism in Eukaryota, Metazoa, Arthropoda, Insecta, Thysanoptera, Thripidae. Gene Ontology annotation, biological process: L-glutamine metabolic process; oxaloacetate metabolic process. Gene Ontology annotation, cellular component: mitochondrion. Gene Ontology annotation, molecular function: omega-amidase activity. The record is from RefSeq and is a predicted model, not a curated record. The coding region runs from base 391 to 1227 and encodes 278 amino acids.